Messenger RNA from Schizophyllum commune H4-8, 2360 nucleotides. RefSeq names its product actin-like ATPase domain-containing protein. Gene Ontology annotation, molecular function: ATP-dependent protein folding chaperone; ATP binding. The transcript has 4 exons. Gene Ontology annotation, biological process: protein folding. Gene Ontology annotation, cellular component: nucleus; cytosol. NCBI's taxonomy places the organism in Eukaryota, Fungi, Basidiomycota, Agaricomycetes, Agaricales, Schizophyllaceae. Bases 330 to 2249 code for a protein of 639 amino acids. The record is from RefSeq and is a predicted model, not a curated record.
ACUUCAGGAACUGGUCCUCUGCAAACUCUCGCGCUUUCCAAGGACUGAACAGUGAACAGUGGGUGCAUUCAAUGGAUUCCGGAUUCUAAUGACCACGAGGUCGUCGGUGACUGUCAGCAACAGGAUGCUGUAGAUAUAGGAGCCUCGGAGUUGAUAAAGUGACGGGAACAUCAUCGAAGGGACGGGGUGCCUUUCGAGGAGCAGGUGGACCAUGGAUGGCGGACGGAAGGCAACUCUGCACGUGACCUUGCUCAACGCACGCGACUUGCGUCGAUCGAGCUCGCCAUCAUUGUUUUUCUUUCCCCAUUGUUCUUUCCUCCACACUCGCGAUGGCGGCUUCAAAAACUCCCAACGGCACCGCCGAGGCACCUAUCGAGGUGUCCACCCUUCCCCCCGUUGUUGGUAUCAACUUCGGCAACUCUUACGCGUCUAUCGCGGUCUUCACGAAGGAAGGGCAUGCUGAGUGCAUCGCGAACGAGGAUGGAGAGCGCCAGAUUGCCUGCGCCUUGGCUUUCCACGGAGAGGAAAUGUACAUUGGCAACCAGGCGAAGCCCCAGCUCGUGAAGAACGCGAAGAACACGAUCGUUGGCUUCAGGAACAUCUUGGGGAAGAAGUUCUCCGAGAUCUCGCAGCCGGAAUUAUCCACCUCUGCCCCCGUCAUCCAGCACCCCGAUCAGCCUGAUGAGCCCGCGUACAAGGUUGAGGUGCUCAAGGCAGCCGCUCCCGCUCCCUCCGCGCCCAAGACCGCGUCGAACACCCCUGCCGCGUCCGCUUUGGCCACCCCCGCGUCCGAACCCGUCCUGGGCGAGCGUAUCCUGACCGUCUCCGAGGUCGCCACCAUCUUCAUCCGCUCGCUCAUCCAGUCCGCGGAGGACUUCAUGGGCAAGAAGGUCCAGGGCGCCGUGAUCACCGUGCCGACGUGGUUCACCGAGGCCCAGCAAAAGGCGCUCGAGAAGGCCGCGACGGACGCGGGCGUCAACGUGCUGCAGCUGCUCGAUGAGGCUGCGGCGACCGUCCCGACCACGACGUCGGAGUCGUGGGGCAGCGGCCAGCUCUCGCCGGACCGCACGCAGCUCGUCGUCGACGUCGGCCACUCGUCCCUCUCCCUCAACCUGCUGUCCAUCCGCGACGGCCUCGCGCACGUCAUCGCCUCCUCCUCGUCCACCACGAUCGGCGCCGCGCAGAUCGACGCCGCGCUCAUCAAGUUCUUCGCCGCCGACUUCACGAAGAAGACGAAGACGGCGCUGGCCGUCGCGCCCGCGCCCUCGACGCAGGACGCGCGCGCGGAGGCCAAGCUCCUCCUCGCCAUCGAGCACACGAAGCGCACGCUGAGCGCGUCCCCGGGCGCCGCGACGUGCUCCGUCGAGUCCCUCAAGGACGGCCUCGACUACACCGGCACGGUCAACCGCCUGCGCUUCGACAUGCUCGCGAAGCCGACGUACCAGGCCGUCGCGACGGAGGUCACCGCGCUGCUCGCCGCCGCCGCCGUCGACCCCGUCCUCGUCGACGAGAUCGUGUACGUGGGCGGUACGGGCUCCCUCCCCGGCCUCGACGAGCACCUCGUGCUCGCCGCGGGCUUCCGGGAGAGCGUCGCGACGCCCUUCUCGCUCGGCACGGUCGUCGGCGGCGGCGAGGGCGACCCGACGACGGUGCUCGCGCGCGGGUGCGCGCUCCAGGCGGAGCUCAUCGCCGUCCUGGGCGAGGAGGACGCGGAGCUGCGGCACCUGUUCACGGACGCGGCGAAGCUGCGCGACGUGCAGGACGUGCCCGCGACGAGCGCGGCCCUCGGCGUCGUCUUCCCCGACGCGGCGAAGACGGGCGAGCCGAUGGACGGGCUGUGGGUCCCCGUGAUCGCGAAGGAGACGCCGCUGCCGGCGCGCCGGGCGGUGACGUUCGAGGUCGAAGUCGAGAGCGAGGAGAGCAGCAAGUUCGCGUUCGAGGUCGCGGAGGCGAGCGUGGAGAUCAAGGUCGAGCUGCAAAAGCCGCCGAAGGAUGAGUAUGACGAGUACGAGGAAGAUGAGGAGCCGGAGGACAUCGAGGUGAAGCAGGAGGUGUUGAAGAAGGACCGUGUGUUGGGCGUCGUCGAGUUCGAGGCGAAGAAGGCGAUCAAAAUCCUGGGCUCGGGGCCAAAGGCAGGCAAAUGGACGACGACGGUGGACGUGAAGUUUGUGGUUGGUAUCGAUGGCGCAUUGACCGUGACGCUAGCGGAGCACGGUAAUGAGGAUGUGAAGACCGCGACCUUCAACUAGAUGUAGCCUCAUGUAUUCUUAGCAUCUCACCGUGUACAUGUACUUGCAUAUGUACCGGAAUCGCACUCUCAUAUAUUGCCACAAGACAUCACGCGACCAAUCCGACAGAGG